This is a messenger RNA of Closterium sp. Yama58-4, 1881 nucleotides long. Lineage: Eukaryota; Viridiplantae; Streptophyta; Zygnematophyceae; Desmidiales; Closteriaceae. The record is from the annotation of a GenBank genome assembly.
AUGUUUAGCGGGUCGAACGUUAAUCCGUUCGCGCUUCGGAUCACGCAAAAGAUGAACUCGCCCUCGCCCCUCGUGAAGCCAGGAGAAAAUAAGGCUAGAGACGGCGGCGCGAACGGAACUGCAACAGAGGCAGCGGCUGCGGCGGCGUCGGGGGCGGGAGCAGGGGCGGGGGCGGAGGUAGGGGGGGAUUCGGCGGCAGAUCAACUGUCCGCGGCACAAGAUGCGGCAGUAGACGGCAAUACCGGGGCCGAUCAAUCCGUCGUUUUAAGCACGCCGCGGCGGCCGCACGACCGUGCGAUGCAGCGCGAUAUGUCGCUCAUAGACGACGUGUUGCGACGGUCGGAUCUUCGCGUGUUCUCCUAUCCGGAGUUAAAAUCCGCGACUAAGGGGUUCUCGAACGAUCUGCUCCUAGGAGCUGGCGGGUUCGGGAAGGUCUUUAAAGGGGUAUUAAAACCGGGAAGCUCGCAGGGUUCGGGAGCGGCGAGCGCGGCGGCAAACGCGGCGAGCAACGUGCUGGAAAGCGCCGCAGCGGCAGUUUCGGGGGUAUCGGGAGGAUCAGCGGGAGGGGGGGCCGCUGCUGGGGGCGCGGUGAACGGCGGAGGGGUGGGGGAAGGGCGGAGGGCGCUGCAGCAAGAGGUGGCGAUUAAGAAGCUGGACUCCAAGAGCCUUCAGGGUCACAAGGAGUGGAUGGUGGAGGUGCGGCUACUCGGCCUAAUCGACCACCCCAACCUCGUCAAGCUCCUCGGUUUCUGUGCCGAGGGCCACCGCCGCCUCCUCGUCUACGAGUUCCUCCCCAACUCCUCCCUCGACCGGCACCUCUUUGCACCGCUCUCCACCACUGCCGCGGCUGCUGCAGCCACUAACAACACUAACAGCUACCACCAUCGGAGCGGCAGCAACCACCACAACAACCACCACAAUCACAAUGUGCAAGCGUCAUCUGCAUCAACCGCAUCGCACUCCUCCCACUCACACUCUUCAAAGAAAGCAGCAGCGGCGGCGGCAGCAGCGGUUCUGCCCCCGUUGGACUGGGCGACGCGGCUCAAGGUGGCGCUGGGGACGGCGAGAGGGUUGGCUUACCUGCAUGAGGAGGUGCAGGUCCCGAUCAUCUACCGUGAUUUCAAAACAUCCAACGUGCUUCUGGACGCGGACUUCUGCCCCAAGCUGUCUGAUUUUGGGCUGGCACGGGAAGGGCCCAUGGGGGAAGAGACACACGUGUCAACGCAGGUGCGCGGCACGGCAGGGUAUGCAGCUCCUGAAUACAUGAUGACAGGCCGUCUAACACCGAAAAAUGAUGUGUGGGCGUUUGGAGUCGUGCUUUUAGAGCUGCUCACAGGACGACCCUCCAUCGAUCAGCGCCGACCGCCACCGGAAGUCAAUAUAGUUCAAUUUGCGCGGCCGUACCUACAUAAUAGUGCAGAUUUAUCCAAGAUUAUGGAUCCUAGGCUCGGGGAUAAGUACCCCAAGCAAGCAGCUGCAAAGGUGGCGGAGUUGGCGAGAUGGUGCCUGGUGAAUGACCCGUUCAAGAGGCCGAUUAUGAGUGAGGUUGUGCAGGUGCUUACUUUCUUCCUGCUCGUGGUCCCUGAUCCAGAAACCGACUUCUUUCCAUCUUCACAGGCAUCCACCUCAUCCUCCCCACGUGCCGCCAUGGCUGCUAUCUCCAUGAGCAUGACCCCUAUGGUCCUGGCGGCCAAGGGAAAGGAGGAGGAGUCCUUCAUGGACUGGCUCGACAACGCCACCGUGAAGCGGAUCUCAUGGACCGAGACUGACUCGACCCUCGUGAGCAUUAGGGAGGGUAAGGGUUCCAGGCCUGGGACGCAGUCCAAGUCUGUGAAGAAGACGAAAGAGACGAAAGAGAGCAAGCCUUUCUGGAAGAAGUAA